GCAUCUGAAACAUUACUGAGAGCAGACAUAUUCUUUGUUAGGGAUGAUGUCGUACCUGAAAGUAAUGGUCGUAUGGAACAUACUUUGCGUUUCCCUGCUGAUCCUUUCACUGCCCGUGAUUCAAGAAGUGUCUUCUCAAGAUUUAUCAAGCUGUACAGGGAGAUGUGGGCAAGGGUAUUCUAGACAGCAUGACUGCCAAUGUGAUUAUAACUGUCAUCACUACAUGGAGUGCUGCCCCGAUUUCAAGAAAGUCUGCACAGUGGCACUCUCCUGCAGAGGACGUUGCUUUGAAGCCUUUGAAAGAGGAAGAGAAUGUGACUGUGAUGCAGACUGCAGCAGAUACGGCAAAUGUUGCCCAGACUAUGUGGAACACUGUCAAGAGGCACACACUGAAAAGUCACCACUAGAAGACAAAUCAACAUCUAAAAGAUCAUCCAAAAAUGAGGAAAAGCCAGAGGAAGUAACACAGCCCCAUGAAGUUAUGGAAGAUACCCCACCGACAACAGCAGCAUCAACAGCCAAGUCUGAAUCUCCCAUCACCCCCAAACCUGAAGACACAACCCCUGCAGCCACAGAGCCAUCAAUAAAUGAAGCAGACUCUCCCACCACCCCUAAACCUGAAGACACAACCCCAGAGGUCACAGAAGCACCAACCAAGGCAGACCCUCCCACCACUCCCAAAGCAGAAGACCCAACACCUGAAGCCACAGAGCCACCAACAACCGAGGCAGACCCUCCCACAACCCCUAAGGUAGAAGAUACAACCUCUGAGGCCACAGAGGAACCAAUAACUGAAGCAGACUCUCCCACCACCCCUAAGGUAGACAAUACAACCCCUGAGGCCACAGAAGAGCCAGUAAGUGAAGCAGAAUCUCUCACCACCCCUGAACCUGAAGACACAACCCCAGAGGCACCAACGACCAAGGCCGACUCUCCCACCACCCCUAAACCUGAAGACACAACCCCUGAACUCACAGAGCCACCACCAACCGAGGCAGACCCUCCCACAACCCCUAAGGUAGAAGAUACAACCCCUGAGGCCACAGAAGAGCCAGUAACUGAAGCAGACUCUCCCACCACCCCUGAACCUGAAGACACAACCCCUGAAGCCACAGAGCCACCACCAACUGAGGCAGACCCUCCCACAACCCCUAAACCUGAAGACACAAGCCCUGAACUCACAGAGCCACCACCAACUGAGGCAGACCCUCCCACUACCCCUAAGGUAGAAGAUACAACCCCUGAGGCCACAGAAGAGCCAGUAACUGAAGCAGACUCUCUCACCACCCCUGAACCUGAAGACACAACCCCUGAGGCCACAGAGGAACCAGUAAGUGAAGCAGACUCCCCCACCACCCCUGAACCUGAAGACACAACCCCUGAGGCCACAGAGGAACCAGUAAGUGAAGCAGACUCCCCCACCACCCCUGAACCUGAAGACACAACCCCUGAGGCCACAGAGGAACCAGUAAGUGAAGCAGACUCCCCCACCAAUACUGAACCUGAGGACACAACCCCUGAGGCCGCAGAGGAACCAGUAACUGAAGCAGACUCUCCCACCACCCCUGAACCUGAGGACACAACCCCUGAGGCCGCAGAGGAACCAGUAACUGAAGCAGACUCUCCCACCACCCCUGAACCUGAGGACACAACCCCUGAGGCCACAGAGCCACCACCAAUGGAGGCAGACCCUCCCACAACUCCCAAGGUAGAAGAUACAAUCCCUGAGGCCACAGAGGAACCAGUAACUGAAGCAGACUCCCCCACCACCCCUAAACCUGAAGAUACAAUCCCUGAGGCCACAGAGGAGCCACCAACUGAGGCAGACCCUCCAACAACCCCUGAGGUAGAAGAUACAAUCCCUGAGGCCACAGAAGAACCAGUAAGUGAAGCAGACUCUCCCACCACCCCUGAACCUGAAGACACAACACCUGAAGCCACAGAGCCAUCAACGACCAAGGCAGACCCUCCAACAACCCCUAAGGUAGAAGAUACAACCCCUGAAGCCACAGAGGAACCAAUAACUGAAGCAGACUCCCCCACCACCCCUAAACCUGAAGACACAACCCCUGAAGCCACUGAGGCAUCUACAACUAAGGCUGGCUCUCCCACCACUCCUAAACGUGAAGACACUACCGCAGAGGCACCAACAACCAAGGCACAAUCUCCCACCACCCCCAAACCUGAAGACACAACCCCAGAGGCACCAACAACCAAGGCAGAAUCUCCUACCACCCCCAAAGCAGAAGACACAACCCCAGAGACCACUGAGGCACCUACAACCAAGGCUGACUCUACCUCCCAGCCUGAAGAGACAACCCCAGAGGCCACCGAGGCACCUACAACCCAGGCUGACUCUUCCACCACCCCAGAGGCACCAACAACCAAGGCUGACUCUCCCACCACCCCUAAGGUAAAAGACAUAACCCCAGAGGCAUCAAUGAUCCAGGCAGACUCUCCUUCUACCCCUAAAGUAGAAGAGGUGGAAUCUUCCACAGCCCCUAAGGUCAAGGGAACUACCCCUGCAGGCACUGAGGCUGACACCACUGGUCCUGGAUUAGUAACAACUGCUAAAGACAAGAGCACUCAAAGUACUGUGACUGUCACAACAACUACAAAGGAAAAACCCAUACCUGGAUCGGAUACAACAAUUUUAGAAACAACUGAGAAGAAAAUUACAACUUUUGCACCCAAAGUAGCUACCAGCACAACUGUGAAAGACACGACUACAGGCGUUCAAAAGACGGUGGUGACUGAAACUAGAACUACUGAGAUUAUAACAGUAACUGACAAAAAAGACAAAACAACAGCUAAAACUGUUACUACUCCUAUAACUGAAGGGACAACAACUAAAACAGAAACAACCACGGUGAGCAAAGAGGUAACAACACCCAAGAAAGACAAAACUACUGUGCUUAAAGACAUUUUAACAAGAACGAGUAGGAAAGACACAACUACUGUAACUUCAGAGGUAACAGCUAAACAAGAUGACCCUCCUAAAGGUAAGGAUGAUAUUCCAAACACAACUCCUACAGCUGAGAAAACUGUCACUACGGCAGCUGCAACAGAAACAACUACCAUAAACAAAAAGGCUACAACUACAGCUACAGAAAAAGAAGUAACCUCAGCUAAACAGGACAAGACUCACGUACCAAAAGAGACUUUUACAACUAAGAAAGAAGAAAGCACCAUGGGAACAGAGAGGGUAACAGCAGCUGCAGCAGUUACAACUCCCCUGCCCAAGCCCACUGUGUUGACAACAACAGCCAAAACAGAUUCAACUCCUAAACCCAAGGAAAUUGUACCAACAAAUAAAAAAGACACUACUACAGAAACUAAGCAGACAGUAGAAGCAGCUAAAGAGAGUAUAAGUAAUACUUGUGUUAUUGUAGAGACAACAGCUGGUAAAAAAGAGGUAACAACCACCAAAGAAACUAAGGUCACACCUGAAGAAGAAAUGCCUGAUGCUGAUGAAAAGGCCCCUAGUAUUGACAAAGGAGAGGAAACUACAGUUACCAAAGAAACCACUACAAGAGAUAAAAAAGAUACAAUAGAAGAAAUGUUUAUUGUUUCUAAAGGGACAUCAAAGCCAACUAUACAUUUCCAGGAGAUUACUGACACUAGAGAAGAGCCUCCUCCAGCUGACCCUGAAACUCUGCCAGUAGAGGAGCCUGAGAUAAACAAGCCUUUAAUACAAACUGACGACUUGCCAAUUUUACCUGGAGAAACACAAGCAAAGAAGGAUGAGAAGGACCUGUGCAACGGGAAGCCCGCGGAUGGCAUGGUGGUGCUACCGAACGGCACCCUGGCAGUCUUCCGAGGUCACUACUACUGGCUGCUGAACGGCAGGAGCCCACCAACGACCAAUCCCCGCCGGAUCAGCGAUGGCUGGGGCAUACCGUCCCCCAUCGACUCUGUCUUCUCCCGGUGCAACUGCGAUGGCAAGACUUUCUUCAUCAAGGGUCCCCUGUACUGGCGUUUCACUAACGGCGUUAUGGAUAAAGGCUAUCCCAAACCACUUGCAAAUGGAUUUGCAGGGCUAAGUGGAAAAAUAGUAGCAACCCUCCCUGUGGCAAGAUACAAUAAUAGACCAGAAUCUGUUUAUUUUAUCAAAAAAGAUGGCAACAUGCAACAGUAUGUGUACAGACAAGAACCAGCUAAGAAGUGUCAAAGAAGAACCCAGAUUACUGUAAGAUACCCAGCUUAUGUCCCAAGACUUGUAAUAAGGAGACGCUUCCAACGUGCAGUAAGAAUGCCAACCGUUAUUCAGACUGUCAGAAUCAACCCACGUUCAUCUGGAGUUUUGCGCAAGGAAAUCAAAAUGAACGCCUACUGGAAAGGUCUCCCAAAAGUUAUUCAUUCAACAAUAUCACUACCCAACUACAAUAAGCCAGAUGGCUAUGAUUAUUAUGCCUUCUCUUACAAUCGGUACUACAGUUUGGAUGUUGGCAGAAGAAUAGCAAAACCUGUUACUGCUCUCACAGGAAAGACUGUAUCCAAAGACUGGUACAACUGUCCUAGCAAGUGAUGCACAGCAGAGGAUUUAACAAAAAAGAUGCCAUUUGAAUGUUGACAUUUUGUCUAAUUUUAUUAAUAAAGACAUUGAAAUGUGUGCACACAAAUCUAAGUAUAAAA
Neopsephotus bourkii (Bourke's parrot) is the source of this 4635-nucleotide messenger RNA. It is a transcript of the gene PRG4, whose product is annotated as proteoglycan 4. Lineage: Eukaryota; Metazoa; Chordata; Aves; Psittaciformes; Psittacidae. The record is from RefSeq and is a predicted model, not a curated record. Bases 44 to 4528 code for a protein of 1494 amino acids. The transcript is spliced from 12 exons.